AUGACCUCCAAUGACGUGCGCGACAUCCUGUCGCUCCCCGAACGGCCGGCGUCGCAACCUUCCUCAUCAGCACAGGCAUCCGGCUCUUCAUCAAGAAACCGCAAAUCAUCUGGCUCGAACAAUCCACAUCCGUCCUCAGCAGCAUCUGCAUCACGGCCCAAGCCUAAAUACGAUGGCAUGACGAGAGAACUAUUCGCGCUUCUCGGCGACAACGCACCGUCGCUCGCAAUGACACACGGCCUGGAUGCUGAAGGCAAACCUGUCAUGGGGCUAGGGGGGCUGUUCAAGCCCAAAUUCAAACGCAGGAAGGAGAAGGUGAGGCAAUGGCGGUGGACGCCAUUCCUAAACUCGGCUCGCGACGACACGCAAAUCGACGACGAUGUGCCUGAAAUCAACCAUGGACUUAUCCUGCACCACUGGGCACCUGCUCGCUCGUUCUCAACAACAGCAGCGGAUGGAAUAUCCGCUGAAGAUGCAGAUAUCGACACGAAGUACCAAUAUGCCGCGUUCAACACCACCUCGGGCGUCUAUAGCUACUCGAACGACGAAUACAUCCAACAUCUGCGGGACGACGAUUGGACUAAAGAAGAGACGGACUACCUGAUGGAGCUUUGUACCGCCUAUGACCUGCGCUUCGUCGUCAUUCACGACCGAUACGACUGGGCAGCUGCACAAGCGUCCUUCCUGGCUGGUUCCACCUCGGCCGUACCUCAGCCGGUGAAAGAGAGAAGCAUGGAGGAUCUCAAAGUUCGCUACUAUGCUAUAUGCCGACGUCUCAUCCGCUCUCGUAUCUCGACCGACGAUGUGGAAACACGACAGAUGCUCUUGAGCACGUACGCAUUCGACAAGCAACGCGAGGUGGAACGCAAGAAGGCGGUGGCGCGGUUGUACACGCGCACGCCGGAACAGUUGGCGGAAGAAGAAGCGCUGUAUGUCGAAAUUCGCCGUAUAGAGCAGAAUGAAGCCAAGUACGCAUCCGAGCGUGAAGAGCUGCUACGGUUGUUGGGUGGAUGGGAAAGUCUGCCCAGCUCGAGUCCGCAUGCUGUCGCCGCAGCGGGCUCGGGCAUCGCGAGCCUGUUGGGGGCGGAAGAAGAUUCUACGGCGAAAGGUCGUGCUGGUAGUGCCAACAAGAAACGAAAAUUGCAGCAGAUCGAAGAUAACGGCACACCGGGCGCGGACGAUGCGGGUAGUUCGACGGGUGCUACUGCAGCAGCGACGAGCAGGCCUUCGGCCAACCUGACGAGCAAGCAACGUGCCGAGUUGCGACAGGCGCAGUUCGACGAGAUGCAGUGCAUUGUUCGUUUCGCUUCCAACGCGAAUGCCACCACGGAUGCAUCUGCUGGCGGCAUAGCCGGCCCAGCUGCUGUCAGUGCUGCAAGUAGUUCCACGCGCCCUCCCUAUGCAUACCUUGUCGGGACCGCCUCGACCCUACCUGCAGUUACGUCGAACCCAGCCAACCCCACGUCUGGUCAUGGUGUCUACUUGCGUUCAUCCCGCAUGCUUGCGCCUCGACCCAAUUUGGUACUCAGAACAACCCAAGUGCUGUCCGAGUCGGAUCCACCCGUCGGUCCACGUCUGAUUUUCCCAACAGCCAAAAACGUCGAGAAGUGGGAGAACCUCAUUGGAGCUGUAACGACUGGCUUGGAGAUGAGGAAACAGCUAGAAAGGGUCAACGCCGAGUUAAGGAUUGCAAAGCAGAGGAUCGCAGCUGCACUACAUCCCAAUCGCAUGGCAGAUAAGAGCGAAGCGAGCGCAGAGGCUGUCGAGAGUCGCUCGGCAGCUCCAACCGAAAACUCGAUCGCCGCAACCACUAGCACACACGCUCAGAUUACAAUCAAGACCGAGUAG
Mycosarcoma maydis (corn smut) is the source of this 1848-nucleotide messenger RNA. RefSeq lists its product as uncharacterized. The transcript has a single exon. Gene Ontology annotation, biological process: chromatin remodeling; DNA repair; negative regulation of transcription by RNA polymerase II. Gene Ontology annotation, molecular function: transcription corepressor activity. Gene Ontology annotation, cellular component: Swr1 complex; NuA4 histone acetyltransferase complex. The record is from RefSeq and is a predicted model, not a curated record. The coding region runs from base 1 to 1848 and encodes 615 amino acids. Lineage: Eukaryota; Fungi; Basidiomycota; Ustilaginomycetes; Ustilaginales.